Aspergillus oryzae RIB40 is the source of this 930-nucleotide messenger RNA. RefSeq lists its product as uncharacterized. The record is from RefSeq and is a predicted model, not a curated record. The transcript has 2 exons. Gene Ontology annotation, molecular function: protein binding. Bases 1 to 930 code for a protein of 309 amino acids. Lineage: Eukaryota; Fungi; Ascomycota; Eurotiomycetes; Eurotiales; Aspergillaceae.
AUGGAAAGUAGCAGCAAAGAUCGCACCAGCUUGCAUUGUCUACCGGUUGAGCUGCUCGAGAUGAUCAUACGAUUACUUAGCUCAACUACAUCUUUAAAGCCUCUUUCGACGGUCAACAGAGUCUUUCGUCAACUAUGCGUCCCAUUCAUUUUCCGAACACUUCGAAUAUCAUGCUCCACGUCAGGAUUGAACUGCCUGGUAGAGGCAUCGCACUGUUCUAUUGCACCAUAUGUGAAAGCAAUACGUUACGAGAUUUCAGAGCGUAUUGAUCCUCAUCAACAGGAGAUAAUUCAAAGUAAUCGCGAUCUCACUAGUUUGUGCACGUCACUUCCCUUAUUUACAGGUCUUGAUACGAUCCAGCUUUGUUUCUCAUCUUAUUUUAAGCCUCCCUUCGACUGGUGUGCCGAACGCAUGCUACUGGACGGUCAACUCUCAUUCCCUCGUCAUGUAGAGGUAAUGGCAACAGCAAUUGCCGCAGCCAAGAAAUACCGUGUUGCUAUUCGUACUUUGAUAAUAUCAGGAUUCUACCCACGGGUCCUCUGCCAUUCUCGGUUAGUCACUGAUAUUAUUAACGAAGCAUUUUCCGAUGUCAAAGAGUUGCAACUUCACGAUAGCCCAGCUAUCUUGAAUUUCUUUGAGCAAUGCCCUCUGCCUCAACUGGAACGGUUCGAAAUAGGAUGCUAUUGGAUGUCAGUUUCGCAUUUGGAGAGGUUCAUCUAUGCUCAUGCAAGAACGAUCAAGUUCCUCCAUCUUGAAGACAUCUGGCUUUUUCGCGAAAACCGAGAAGGCAAUAUUCUUAAUCUUACACUGGCCGAUACAAAAAUGAUACUUGACAGCUUAACCAAUAUUCGAUACUCUGGUAUUUUGAGUGAACUGACGAUAAAUCGGAAAAUCGACGGAUGCUAUGAGAUGAAGGAAAGUUUUGCGUGA